AACCAAAACAGGAACUACCCCAUUUUGAUUGCAAUUUAAAAUUAUUUUUACAAUACAUUAAAAUACACAUGGUUGACAUAAUUAUCGACAAAUUAUUAUAAUUUAUCGUACGCGACAUUAAGAAAGUAAAUUCAAUCAUCUUGACUUUAACGAAGUCGGUGCUUAACUUGCUUGCUGCAGAUCUGUGAUGGACGACAGCAUGGCGCAAGAAGGCGACUGCCUUGGCAACGAAGCGGGGAUGCUGUACGGAGAGUACCUGAUGCUGGACAAGCUUCUGUCAGCGCAGAGGAUGCUGAGUGCCCAGUCCUCCAAACCAGUUCACGAUGAGCAUCUGUUUAUAGUCACACAUCAGGCAUACGAGCUAUGGUUCAAGCAGAUCAUCUUCGAGGUGGACUCCGUGCGAUCCUUGUUGGAUGUCGAGGGUUUAGACGAGAGUCACACCAUGGAAAUCCUCAAGAGACUCAACAGAAUCGUCCUCAUUUUAAAGUUGCUGGUGGAUCAGGUGAUGAUCCUGGAGACUAUGACUCCCCUAGACUUCAUGGACUUCAGGAACUAUCUGCGGCCGGCGUCUGGCUUCCAGAGUCUACAGUUCCGUCUUCUAGAAAACAAGUUAGGUCUGAAGCAAGCCCUGCGCGUCAAAUACAACCAGAACUAUCAGACUGUGUUCGGUGAUGACCCUGAAGCCAUGGCGAAUUUACAGAAAUCUGAGCAAGAGCCAGCUCUGCUCGCGCUGAUUGAACGCUGGUUGGAGCGCACGCCAGGACUACAGACACACGGUUUCAACUUCUGGGGAAAGUUCCAGGCUGCCGUCAACAAACUUAUUAAAGAUGAUAUCGAGGCUGCCAUGCGCGAGCCGAACGAGUCAGUCCGGCGUCACCGGCUGCAGGACGCGGAGAACCGGCGCGAGAUCUACCGCUCCAUCUUCGACCCCGCCGUGCACGACGCGCUGCGCUCUCGGGGAGAGAGGAGGUUGUCCCACAAGGCCCUGCAAGGCGCCAUCAUGAUCACGUUCUACCGCGACGAGCCUCGCUUCUCGCAGCCACACCAGCUGCUCACACUGCUUAUGGACAUGGACAGCCUCAUCACCAAGUGGCGAUACAACCACGUGAUCAUGGUGCAGCGUAUGAUCGGCUCCAUGCAGCUGGGCACGGGCGGCUCCUCCGGGUACCAGUACCUGCGCUCCACGCUCAGUGACCGUUACAAAGUCUUCCUGGACCUAUUCAACUUGUCCACUUUCUUGCUCCCACGCUCUCUAAUCCCACCGCUGGACGAAGGUAUGAAGAAAAGCUUGAACUUAACUUGGGGAGACUCCGUAAAGGAAAAUGGCGAAAGCCACCAAAAUGGCGAGAAAUGUCAGAAUGGACAAAAUGGCGUCAACGGACUGGAAUCAUCGUUAUAGGGAACGUUUUGAUGUUUCAAAGUUUGAUUUUUUUAAGUAAUAGUUUGAUAAUUAAUUAAAGAUUUUUCGUUUAUUUCAAUAGGCUAUACGAAAAUAUAUAAUUUGUGCCCAUAGAUUUAAGUUAGAUAAUGAUUCUCCAGUGUUAAUUAGUGAAAUAGUUUUAAAUAAUAUUAAAAAUGCAUGACUAUCAAUAAAGAAAAUAAUAAUCAGCUGGUAUUGAUAAUAAUUAUUGAUAUUGUCAAUGUGUUAAUUAUUAUUUUUUUCUAGAACACUAAUCAAGCAUUUAGUUUCCGAAAAUAAACCGAAAUUGAAAAA
Molecule: messenger RNA, 1714 nt
Organism: Trichoplusia ni (cabbage looper)
Lineage: Eukaryota; Metazoa; Arthropoda; Insecta; Lepidoptera; Noctuidae
Gene: vermilion
Product: tryptophan 2,3-dioxygenase
Exons: 10
Coding region: 188-1399 (403 amino acids)
Molecular function (GO): L-tryptophan 2,3-dioxygenase activity; heme binding; metal ion binding
Source: RefSeq, a predicted model, not a curated record